Messenger RNA from Microbotryum saponariae, 11062 nucleotides. The record is from the annotation of a GenBank genome assembly. Lineage: Eukaryota; Fungi; Basidiomycota; Microbotryomycetes; Microbotryales; Microbotryaceae.
AUGAUGAACGUUUUCUACAAAAAAAAAAAAAAACCCCGAACCGACCGACGCCAAGCGAGUCAUCAUCAAAGGGAAGAGCCGCGUCGUGGUGAAGGAUGGAAUAGAGGGGCGGAGGGUGACGAGGUCGAUGUCGGCGGCAGCGGCGAUGCAGGUCGAGGUGACGAAGGUGGACAGAGGGAAAGGAAGAGGGGUAGCUGAGGAAAAACGAUGGUCCGACCACGAGCCCGAGGACGAUGUCCUGCCCGCCCUUCCCCUCUUUGAGGACGUCACCACCGCCAAGAGCGCCUCGACCUCGACUACCCAUUAAUGAUCAAGCACACCAUCAUCACCUGGAACGUAAGAAGGGGCAUGGGGGUCCCGGAAAAACGACGUCAUAUCUACACCUACCUUUCCACAUUCAAAGCUUCCGCGAUUCUCUUACAAGAGCAUUUCAUCAGACCACAAUUCUGGCAGUUCAUCAAGGACGAGUACGAGGGCAAGCUCUUCAUCAACCAGCACUGCCUGACCCUGAUCCCGGCCGACUCGCCCCUGAUCGACGCCGAGCUCUUGCGCACCCACUCGGCACUCGACGGCCGGCUCCUCGUCACCUCCUUUCGUCUGCGGGGUGACAUCAAAAUUCUAGAAAUCAACAACCUUUACGCGCCCGUUGCCCCAAAACAACGAGCAAAAUUCUUCGACAAACUGAUUCUCCACAAAACACAGAAAUCCCACCUCCGACUCCUUGGCGGCGAUCUCAACGACUGCCCGCGCCCAGAAGUCGAUCGGCGGAACCAAAGUCGGCGCGGCCACCACUGGCCGAUUCUGAUGGGCAAGCUUGACUCGGCCUACACGGACUGCAUCCGCUACAAGCACCCCAUCACCCCAUCUUUCACUCGACCUAAUCCCAAUCGCAAGCGACCCAACUCCUUCUCCCGGCUUGACUACUUUCUCCUACAGAGAGCUCACCAAAAAAGGCUCGACCAGGCCUCGACGAUCUACGACUAUCCCAAGGAUCUUUCUGAUCACCGACCGGUCUUGAUUGUGCUGGCUCUCUCAGACGAUCUUGAUGCGGCUCUCCCACAGCUCAGCCUACCUACCACAUCCAACCAACUACAUCGAAUCAAUACCACAACCUUCAAGACGGUGGAAUUUCAGCGGAUGAUGGAAGGAUGGUUGGAAGGGGCAAGCGGGGAGGAUCCGGUGCGAGAGCUUGAGGAGGUUCUGGAGGCGUGCAGGGACAGGGGUGGGGAGAUGGCGAGGAGGCUGCAUCGGGAGCGGACGGAACGGAUGGAGUAUUUGGUGGGGAGGGUGCAGGAUCUGGAGGCGUUACCGGUAUGGGGGGAGGCGGAAACGGCAGAAUGGACAAGGACGUCCGAGGAACUCAAGCGGGCGGUCGAGGAGCGCGCGCGCCUACUCCGGAUCCGAGCCCACGUCCCCGAGAUCGCUUCCGAGGAACGACUGUCGCGGCCGGUCCACGCCAAGCUCGCGGCGCGGAACUCGGACUCCAAGAUCACAGCACUGCGCUUGGGCAACGGAGAGCUAACGCAUGACAUUGAUGUCGCUCUUGACCACACGCAGGCGCAUUUCCAGCGCCUCUACCACAUCGAGCCUCGUGAUCCAGAACGCGUCGACCGACUUCGGGACGAACUCCUCGUGCCGAUCAGGGCGGCACGGACUUGCGACGACCCGCGCUCAGAUCCGCUCUUUCUGCGCCGACUCUCGGAAGCGCAGAUUGAUCUCCUCCAGCAACCCAUCACCGAGGACGAGGUCGUGGCCGCGAUCGGGACGACGCACCCGGGGAGAUCGCCGGGCCCGUCGGGCGUGCCUUACGAACUCUACCAGAACGCACCCGAGACGUGGUCCAAGGUGCUGACCAAGGCCUACAACGCGAUGAUCGAGCGCGGUUCACUCUCUCCCAAGCAGGGCCAGGGACUCGUGCGCCUCAUCUUCAAGCGCCACAAGAAGAAUGCCGAUCGCGCCGAACUCUCGUCGUAUCGCCCCAUCACCCUGCGCGAGUGCGAUUACAAGAUUUUUACCAAGGUCUACGUCGCCCGAUUGAACCAAAUUCUGCCCGAUCUCCUCCCGCCGCAGCAGCACGGCUUCGUCAAGGACCACCGAUCGGCCGACGCUGCACUACACCUUCGUCUCCUGAUCGAGGAACUUGGCGCGCGCAGGACCGAGUUCCCCGCGGCCGCGCUCUUGUCUCUUGACCAAUCAUCCGCCUACGACCUCGUCGAGCAUGACUGGAUCUUUGCCAUCUUCGACGCUCUGGGCGCUCCUGCCACUUUUCUUCGCGUGCUGAGGAUGCUCUACUCGGGUGACACGACCUCGGCGCGCUACAUCAUCAAUGGGUUCCUGACGGCGCCGGUGCGACUGACGUGUGGGCUCGGCCAAGGGGACCCGGCGUCAUCGUCGGUCUGGGACAUCGUGUUUCAGCCGUUCCUGGAUGCUCUACACCGUCGAAACAUCGCGCUGAAUCUCUCCAUACCUGCACUUCAUCCGUACCCACAGAGCCGCGCCAUUACAUCCCUUGCGUUUGCCGAUGACGUCGUCGUCGCCGUCGCGGGCUCGGAGUCACUCAACUUGCUCGACGACCUGGCGCUCGACUGGAGGCUCGCAACCAAUGGCCGGCUCAACACGGACAAGACGGUCGUCCUACCGAUUGGACGUCGCUGGGACCCUGGGGAACGGUCAAUCGUCGUCAAGGCCGCAGGCGAGUCGCUCGAGUGGAUCGGCCUCCCCUUCGACCCCAGCGGCGACACCGAACUCGCCUACGCGAAUCUCAUCGAACGGCUCGAGGCGACGCUGGAAGCGGUUCAGCAUCGCUGGCUCACGCACCACACCCGUGCCUUUUACGUCAAUCGGUACGCCAUUCCCAAGAUCCUGCAUUUCCUUGCAGCCGACAUCCCGCCGCCCGAAGUCGUCAAGAAGCUCGAUGACAUGCUCGUCGAUUUCGUCCGUGGGGGCAAGGGCAGGACCAGCUACGGCAGAGACAUUGUGUUCACCGCCAAGAACAAGGGGGGACUCGGGGUGAUAAGGAUGCGGGACGUUGUGGACGCGGUUGCGGCACGGCUCUGGGACGUUCUUCUCGGCGGUUCCGGCGCGAUUUGGCAAGGACUUGCGCGCGCAUCACUCCAGCGAGCUCAGCCCGACCUCGACCUGGCCACCGAUCUCUGGCCACAUCCAUCCACUCCCAUCCCCAACGACCUUCAUCCCCGAUGGCACGCCGCACUGGGCGUUCCGAAACUUCACGACGCGCAGGUCAACCCGAGGGCCUUGACCACCGCGAACUUGCUCGCGCUGCCCACCCUGCUCGGCAGCCUCCACACCCCCAUCAGAGGGAGACAGACCAUCGACGCGGUUCAUGUACCUGACUACCUUCGUCUCCAGGGCUACCCGAAGGUGGCGGAUCUCUAUCGACGCGAGUUGUAUACGGGUGGGGGGUUUCACCUCUGGACGCCGCCGGCGGAUGUGCUCGGCGACAACAGCGAGUACGAUCGACGCGGGCUCCCGCAGCGACUGGCAAUCGCGGCCUGGUACCGGUUCACUGUCGAUCGACACAAGAACACCCCCUUGGCGGCGGCGGUGGCGGCGGGACGACUCAACGUGCCUCCCCGGAUCGGCACCAGCGCACCGCUCGAGGCGAUCAUCCCCAAGCCCGUGGCCCGCUUCGCAAUGGAGCAGCGCCUUCCGGACCCGGUGCUUCCACAACAGGCGAGCCAGUAUACGCUGCUGAACAUGGCUCGCCCCUACACAGUCCGUCGCAUCCGCCGGGUCCUGAACGCGAAGGCAUUUACCAACAUGCUCGGGCUCAAGGGACCACCGCAGCCGGACGACCUCAGGAGCUUCUGGAAGGCAGUCAACUCGAAGGCACUGACGGCGAGGGAGAGGGAAGUUUGGUUCAAGCUGAUCCUCCGCUUCACCCCGACGCGCAAACUCCAGCACGAGCAAAAGCACGACACUUCUCCCGCGUGCCUCGUCUGCGAAGCGCCGGUGGACGACACCGAUCACUACUUCUUCGGCUGCUUCGACUCGCGAAACGUCUGGAUCGCGGCGAGGGGCGUGCUCUGCGACGCGCUCGGAUGCGACACGAUCGAGGACGCCGAGUACACGACGCUUCAACGACUCUUUGGCCUCCCCAAGCUCAAGGCCAAGCUCAGCGCACAGGAAGGCGCGGGCAGGACGAUCGAGAUCUUCACGGGGAUGGUCUUGGAGAUGAUCAGCAGUGGGAGAUGGAGGAUGCAGAAGCACGGGACGAGGAUGGAAAGCGUGGAGAGGAGGAGGGUGGUACUGGAGGAGAGGAUGAAGUUGAGGGCGGGAGGAGCAAGAGGCAGGCGAGGGCAGUAGAGGCUAGGUUCGAUUUCCCCCCACCCCAUCCCACACUCACACACCCCACAUCACACAUCCUCUUACAAAAACUGUAUACUAAAUAUAUUUUCUUCAUCUUUCUUUCUUUUAUUACAGGUCUGCCUCCGUUGCUCAUGGACCGGCUCGCGAUUUGGGAUUGACUCGACGGUGGCUCGCGCUCUCUGGCUUCGGGGUUCUGAGUGUAAGGGAGGGAUCAGCAGACACAGGCAGAAAGUCGGCUUUGAGGGGCCAGGGACUGCUGAGGUGGAGGUUUUGAGGGGCCUCCACCGCGUCUUGUUGUGACCGAGCAUAGACUUGGGAUUUCGCGGGUCAGGGUAGCUGCGCAGUCGCUCUCCUGUCUUUGUCUCGACCGAGUUGGGAAGUGGGUGCGGGGUGGGCCUCUUGUCGUUAGUACGCCAGUUCUUUUUCAUUUUCUCUCUCUCUCCUUCUCUCUCUCAUUCGUCUCCUGGGGGGGAGCAACCGCUUGGCUGGGGCACUUGAAUCCGAAGUAUCGGAUUGGUGGACUUGGCCCGUUUCUCGCAUCUUGCGGGCGGUUUGUGUUAUCAUCGUCGACUUCCAUCUAGUUUUUCCGUAGGCCAAUCAGGGGGAACAGGAAUUGGGGGCAAUAUGAUGAACGGUUUCUACAAAAAAAAAAAAAAACUUUCACUGGAGGAACCGCGAAUCCUCCAGCUUGGUCGCCCGAGGCAACUCAGGUCCGGUUGGACCAUGAGAAGCUGAUGAAGAAGACCUUCCAAGUGCUCGGGAUUGUUCCCUCCAGCAAGUCGACCCGCCGACUGAUGGUCCUGAUGCACGACGCCUCGACCCCGCCUUCGCAGGCGCCAGCGCUCGCACGAGCCGCCCAAAGAGCGGUGCGAAACGACGCAGCCCCGGCCUCCAAUGUGAUUCGAGUCAUUAUGGAUGGUCCUGGAUCACCCAGAGGUCCUGUACAGACCGCGCUGCGCAAGCACUUUGGAUUGGCCGAGACGCCGUUCAUGUUCGCGCGGCCCGAGGGCGUCGUGCUUGACCCCGAGGUCGAGAAGCUUUUCUCGAAAUGCGUGAAGCUGAACCCGAUUGUGACGAAAGCCACGAAGAGGUUCCCGAUCGCUCGUCACAUGUACGAGCUUGUAUUCGAAUCCGAGCAAGCUUGUCUUGAAGCCGCUUCAGCGGGCCCAUUCCCCUACCACGGCAAGGAGAUGGUUACCGAGCUCCCCAGCGCCUCUCCCCUUAACCACGUCGUGCAGGUGCGAUUCACCUUGCCCUCCUCCUCCAGCGCGAUCCCCGCUUCCGUGCUCCGAAAAUCUCUCGAUGAUGCUAUCACCCUUUCGUUCGGCCGCGCAGGUCGCACGCAAGGUUAUACCCUGAUGCAAUUACAGCGGGGCCUCGCGGUCGAUCCGAAUGGCGAUCCGAUGGCCAUGACCGAAGACGGGUUCCACUGCGCGUACCUUCGCUUACAUGCUGAUCUUUUCCAAGGCUCCAUCGAGACGCAGAAGGCUGCGCUCAACGCCGCUUUGCCACAAGAGAUCGAGAUCCUGGGCGCCAAGUACGGCUUGCGACACGAAUUCGAGACGCACUACUGCGCGGUGUGCGAUCGCGCCGGACACCAGUGGGGCGCUUGCAGGAAGCCGGUUUCGACUCCGGCCACCGCCGCCCCUGUUCCGGGGGCCUCGACCUCGACUUCGACUUCGACCACCGGCUUCCGAGUUGCUGGAAAGAAUGGGAAGCACGGUGGGCCUGCCGCAUUGAACUCUCGUGUCUCUGGCGCGAACAUGAUCCAGCUGGGACCUCGUGCUAACCCCGCAGGUGCAGUAACCGCCAACAAGGACGACGCGAACGACGGCGACGACGAGUCGGUCGUUUCGACCGAACCGGAGGGCGGUGACACUGGGGAAGAGACGUCGACGCGUGCGAUCCUGGGCUCAACAAAGGAGACGCAGACGACGACGGCGGCGCCCGUUUCGACCCCGACCUCUCCUUCGCCUUUGUCCGGUGGCACGUCGGGAUCAUCGGCAACCUCGACAACCUCGAUAGCCUCGACGAGUCCUCGACGCCUUCGUUCGAGCUCGGCACCCGGCAACCGACGUGUCACCCGGGCGGGAUCCGCCAUGAUCCUCGGUGCAUCAGGGGGUGAUGGCUCAGGGGGCAACAGUUCAGGGGGUCACAGGUCCGAGGUGACCGAAUUCGAGGGGGGCGGCGCUGAACUGAUUUAAUCAUGAUUGAGUCACUCACCGUGUUGACGUUCAACGUCCGAUCGAUGAAGAACGCAGUCAACCAAGUCAAAAUCAUCCGUUAUCUCAAAACCCUUCGGCCGGCCCUUGCGGCCAUCCUCCUGCAAGAGCACCACCUCAGCUACAACGCGUCGCGCGAAGGCUUCGAGAGUGCUUGGCCGGGGGCUUGUAUUCGUUUCACUCCUCAUGUCCUUACCCUCAUACCCGAUGGCUCACCUUUGGCGGGCCAUCUCCUUUCCUCUACCCCGGUCGUCUUUGCAGGAGCUCCUCGUUUCGACGGUCGGAUUCUGCGCUCGGUGUUUCGUCUUGAGGAGCUCGAUGUCGAGAUCAUCAACAUGUACGCGCCGGUGCAGGAGGACGAUCGUCGCGACUUUUUCGGGCUUCUGCACUUCAACGCCCCGAGACCCAAGACUCUUCGGAUCUUGGCCGGCGAUCUCAACGAUUGUCCGGAUGUAUCGGUCGACCGAGUGUCCAUCACCGAUCGCGCUUGGACUCCUGUAUCGCACUGGCAGACCUUGCUGUCAAAGAUCGCGUUCAAGGCACUCGACACGGUCCGACAUGUCCAUUCUUGCACCCCUGCAUUCACUCGUCCUCACUACCGUGGUAGAGGGGAAGAGCGAAAGAUUUGCUCGUGGUCACGGAUCGACUAUAUUCUUGUCCAAUGCAGUUGGGCGAACCGGUUGUUGAGCGCUUCUACGCUCUUCGAUGCGCCCUGUUCGGACCACAGACCUGUAGUUGCGACUUUCGCUUUGCCUACAUCGAACGUUGAUGCCGAACCCCCCCUUUCUCUUCCCUCCACGAGCGAUUUCAUUUCGAGGCUCAACCCAAUGGUCUUUGACGAUCAAGACUUUGUCGCAUCGAUUCCCGGGGUCGUCGACGAGGUCUAUCGAAGGCUCGAGGGGACCGCUCCGCUCGGCGACGUCUAUGACGCCGCUCUGCGGGCGGUUGCAGUCGCUGGCCAUGCACGAUACCGCUCGACUCGUGCCGACAUGCGCCGACUGCGGGCCGAGAGCCAAUCCGUCAUGGAGGCUUUGGAGGCACGCGGUGAGCACAUGAAUGAGGCCGAGCGCGAUGCGUAUGCUCUUGCCAAGUCGCGGUUGGACCAGUUGGCGGUAAAGGAGGCUCAGUGGCUGCGCAUUCGUGCGCAUGUGCCGUCAGUCGACUCGAGGGAAGGUCAAUCGGCAAGCAUUCGCACGCGCCUCAACCGCCGGAGUCGCCAGACGAGCAUCGUCUCGCUGGAGGAUGUGGAUGGCACCGAGACCGUUGACAUGCAGGAGGCGCUGGGUAUUGCUUCACGGCACGCGCAGUCGCUCUUCACGCCGGACCCAGCUCGUGGCGACCCGACGAACGCACGCCGGUCCCUGCUCGACCCUAUUCGCGCAGCGAAAUGCUACGAUGACGACCGCUCGGACCCUACGUUCGGUCGUCGGCUGCCUCGUCAAGCGAGAGUGGCGCUUGACGAGCCCUUCACCCUCCUCGAGGUUGAAGCGGCGUUGAAGAAGACGGAUUCGGGGCGAUCACCGGGGCCCUCGGGCAUUCCGUACGAGCUCUUCAAGGCGCUGCCAACCUACUUUGCUCCCAAGCUGUUGGACUUGUUCAACUCGAUUUGGGAGGGCGGCAAAAUGACGGCGUCCUUGGCAGAGGGGCUGGUGCGGCUCUUGCCCAAGAAUAAACCGGGGGCCAAUCUGAAAUCACUGGGGGCAUACCGACCGAUCACAUUGCGCGAGACGACCUACAAGGUCCUCAGCAAGGUCUUGGUGGCGCGACUCAAUGGGGUGCUCGGCGAGCUUUUGCCGCCGGCGCAACACGGUUUCAUGCCAUCAAGACGUUCAGCGGACGCGGGAAGUCAUCUCACUCUCCUUCUCGAAAAACUCAAGUCGCUAGGCACUGAUAUUUUCCCCGAGGGCGCCCUCUUGUCUUUGGAUCAGCAGAGCGCGUACGAUCGGGUCGAUCACGCCUGGAUCUUCGAGGUCUUUGAGGCCUUUGGGUUCGGUGAGCGUUUCAUCUCGCUGCUGCGCGCUCUCUACGAUCCCGAGACUCUGGGGGUGCGCUACCUUGUCAAUGGGUUCCCCACGGACUUGGUGCGGUUGCUGUGUGGUCUCGGUCAGGGGGAUCCCCUCUCGUGCCCGGUUUGGAACAUCACGUACCAGCUCUUCCUCGACGCCCUCGUUCGGCGCGGGAUCGCGCUCGACCUGCAGAAGGUGUGGCCAGGGGGGCCGCGUGCGCAGCUUACGCAUCUGGCGUUUGCCGACGAUGCUGUGGUGGUGGUGGAGUCACCGGCGGCAUUGUCGAAGCUGCAAACGCUGUCGCAGACGUGGUACGAGGCUACCAACGGGAAGACCAACACGGACAAGACGCUGGUGCUACCACUCGGACCGAACUGGCUUCGGGACGAGACUGCGCAGGCGCUGCCAACGGUGCAGGAGGGGGAGAGCUUCAAGUGGUGCGGCUAUGCCUUCUUUCGCCACGGUGACUCGAAACUGUUUUGGACCCAUGUUCUUGACAGGAUCAAGGCCAAGGCCCGCGCCGCUCGAGACCGGACACUUUCGCCGAGUGGGAAGGUUUUCUAUGCCAACGCUCACAUCAUCUCGACGGUCCUCCACGUGCUGUCCUUCGACAUACCGCCUCAAUGGUUCAUUAAGGCGGCGGAGACGGCACUUACGGACUUUGUCUGGGGAGGAGCAGGGCGAAAUACCGUCGCUCGCGAUUUCGUGUUCCAGGCUCGGGAGGACGGUGGCUUGGGUUUGAUUUCGAUUGGCGACAUCGUUCAUUCGGUGGCGCUUCGAUUUUGGGAUGCUGUGGCGGGCUCGGACGAGGCGAUCUGGGCGCCCCUAGCUCGCGAGAGCUGGAGGUGCCUCGUCGCUGCGACCCGCGAUUUCAGUCCGUGGGGGUUCUUCAGCAGCACGGCUCGGGUCGAGAAGCUGUAUCGCGACUCGACACGCUGGGGGGCAGUCGUUGCAGCGGCCAGGGUCACAGUUCCAACCAUCAAGUCCGAACUCCUUACGCUUCCCGAAUUGCUCUCGCUUCCGCCUCGCCUCCCUUCACUCUAUGCUGAAGGUGCCCAGCACGCAUAUGACGAUGCGGACGCGGUGGCGAAGUUUGCGCAGAUCGCGGACCUGUACUGGAGGGACGAAGGGAAGGGAUGGGCUCUGGUUGGUCAUCGACGCGGGUUCUGGCAGCACUCUAAGGAACCCGCCCUACAGCACGAGCACGUGUGGUCGCGCGUGGGUCAGUUGCUCAAGGCGAAAGCGUUGCUGCCCAAGACCGCGUUGCGACCUGCUCGGAUACCUCUCAAGGAGGCUCCCCGUCCUCGGUGCUUCAACUUCUUUGGGCUCUCCCGACCUUUUACGAUUCGCAAGCUUCGUCGGCUUGUGAACAAGGUGCGGUUCCCAGGGAGGGAGGACCGUGUCAAGCGUUUCCCUGAUGGGACUUCUCAGAGCGAUAGGAAGCGCUUCUGGAGAUGGCUUCAUGACCGGUUCGCGUCUGCUGUCGAGCAGGACACCCACUGGCGGCUCAUGUACGACGUGACGCCGACGCGCAAGAGGCAGCAUACUCAGGGUCAUGCCUCUUCGCCGACGUGUCUGUUCUGUGGCAACGAUGCAGCGGUCAUCGAGACGGUGUCCCACUACUUUUUCGAGUGCGCGUACUCGACCAGCUUCUGGGGUGGGGUGCUACGCAUUCUGCUUGACAAGCUCGGCAUCGAGGAUACCGACGUCGAUCCGUCGACGUUCACUCCGGAGCAGCUGACUAUGGGGCUCCCCCUUUUGCGGGGUCGUGGGAGAACGACCUCGAAAUGGAUGUGGGUUCGGCUGGCCUGCGCGAUCGGCUUCCAGCGGCUGCACCUGCUCCGCUGGCGCGUUCAUCAGCGGUUCGAGCUGGACAACGUCGUGGCCCCUCCCUCGCUUCCCAGUGCGCUCAGAGCGUUCGAGCGAGAUUUUCUCUCUCGAGCGGGUUUUGUGCCUGGGGUUCGAGAUUGGGAGGUGUGAUGACCGAGUUAAGUCCUUCCUUCCCAUUUUCCUCCCCUCCUUUCCUCCCUUCCUUUUCGGUCAGAAGCUGACUGUCUUGAAACUUGUUGCGCAGUGGAAGGCUGCGCACCUCUCCCUCUCUCUACUUUGUGCAGUAGCGGUUUUCGUUCUUGGAUGGAUCGGCAAGCCGGGUCGAUCGUCGUUGCGUUGGAGGCUUUGUGAAGUUCUCCCCUCUCUUUCCCCUUUCUCCCUUCCCUUCCUCUUCUCGUUCCUGUUGCUCGGUUGUUGACUACGCUUCAGCCACUUCUCCUUUUAUUCCUAAGCCGUGUGUUGGAUUCCGUCGAAUAGAUCGUUCGUUCGCGUUGGUCAAGAUCUACGGCAUGGAUCGGGAAGAAAGGUCGCUCGUUUUUUUGGUCAAUAUCCUCGCGUCAAGGCGAGGCUCGUUUCGUUGUAUUGGAUCGUUUUCGCUCGGCCCUGACGGCUCAACAGCCAGCACUCGAGACUCAGCCAAGGGAGGACAUCAGGCGCUGUCGGGGUGACGAGUAG